Messenger RNA from Quercus robur (English oak), 1065 nucleotides. RefSeq lists its product as uncharacterized. Gene Ontology annotation, biological process: DNA integration. Bases 1 to 1065 code for a protein of 354 amino acids. NCBI's taxonomy places the organism in Eukaryota, Viridiplantae, Streptophyta, Magnoliopsida, Fagales, Fagaceae. The record is from RefSeq and is a predicted model, not a curated record. The transcript is spliced from 2 exons. Gene Ontology annotation, molecular function: nucleic acid binding.
AUGGCCCAGAGGAUGGAAGAAAAAUUUUCAACCUUCGAAAUAGAGCAUGCUCCGAGAAACGAAAACCGAUUUGCGGAUGCAUUAGCCGCACUGGGGUUGCAAAUAAUCUUCAAAGGGGAUAGCACCAGGAUAGAAGUCAGCAAAAGGGAGGAAUCCAUCAUUGAGGUGUUAAAGGAAAAGUUCCAGGAGGAACAGGGCAAAGGGGAUUGGCGGAUCCCUAUAAAGGAAGUCUUGAUAAAGGGAGACGAUGUAGCAGAAUUAAAGAUACUAAAGGACUACGCCUUGUGGGUAGAAGCAGUGCCACUCCGUAACGUCACAGGAGGAGCGGUGGCAAAUUUCAUCAAAGAAAAUAUAAUUGUAAGGUUUGGGGUGCCUUACAGGAUCAUCAGUGACAACGGCACACCAUUUAUCAAUAGUGAUGUAAGGAAGAUGCUAGAGUUCUACCAAGUCAAGUACCACCGGUCAUCACCUUAUUACCCUCAAGGGAAUGGGCAAGCAGAGGCAACAAACAAAACUCUCAUAAAGAUCAUCAGUAAAAUGAGUCAAGAGUAUACGGGAGGAUGGACGACACACCUGCCAGAUGCUCUCUGGGCUUAUAGAAAAUCACCAAAGUCAGCCACGGGCUUUUCACCCUUUUCCUUAAUCUACGGAACUGAGGUAGUAAGCCCAGUAGAAAUAAUGACACCAUCCUUGAGGGUCAUGCAGACGCGAGAAAAGGAAAAGGAAGAAAAAGUCUUUGUGGCAGAAAGGUGCGAAGACCUAGAAGGGCUUGAUGGAAAGAGAGAAAAGGCCCAGGAAUGCAGCCGAAGAUACAGACAAAAGAUGACUGAAGCCUACGGCAGGAUGACCAAGGAAAGAGUGUUCGCAGAAGAACAACUUGUGCUAAAGGUGGCAGACUAUGUCAGGCAAGGCCUGGCAGGACCAUCUAAGUUUGCACCAAAGUGGGAGGGACCCCUUGUGAUAAGGGAAGCACAUCAAAGUGGGUAUUAUCGCCUAACUCAAAUGGAUGGCAGGGACUUAAUGGAUCCCAUCAAUGGGAAAUGGCUGAAACGUUAUUAUGCUUAG